Molecule: messenger RNA, 5913 nt
Organism: Choloepus didactylus (southern two-toed sloth)
Lineage: Eukaryota; Metazoa; Chordata; Mammalia; Pilosa; Megalonychidae
Gene: FURIN
Product: furin, paired basic amino acid cleaving enzyme
Exons: 16
Coding region: 1922-4333 (803 amino acids)
Biological process (GO): peptide hormone processing
Cellular component (GO): Golgi membrane; trans-Golgi network
Molecular function (GO): serine-type endopeptidase activity
Source: RefSeq, a predicted model, not a curated record
CGGCAGCGGAGGAGGAGGAGUCCCGGCCGCCGCCGCCGCUGACAGCGGCCUGAGUAAACAAGCCGCGCCGCCGCGGCCGGGCCGCUGUCCCCGUCCGCGCCGCAGCCGAGGCCGAGUCCUGCCCUGGUCGCCUGCCCGGUCGAGGCCACGCCGCCGCGCCUCCCCGCCUCCGCGCCUGACGCUGCCGCCGAGCGCGGGGACCGCGCCGAGCACAAGGCCCCCGCAGCCCGGCUUGCCGCUCGGCCGAGGGGCUCCUGAGCCGCCGCGGCGCUCGCCUGGAAAAGUUUCCCCCGCCCGGGCUCCUCAGGGUAAGCAGAGAGGGCUCGGGGCACGGAAGAGGCAGCGCGCCGGGGAGCCGGGCCCGAGGGGAGCCGGCCAGGCCGCUCUGCAGGAGGUGAGGGUUUCCCGUGGCCAUAGGCGCUCCGGCGAGGCAGGAUCCGGGGCGCAGGCACCGGGGCAGCCCUGACCCAGGUUCCCGAGGCCCGGGUUGCCUGACCGGCCUCUCAGAACCAGCUCCGGAGCCAGCCCCAGUGAUGGGUCUGCGGGAGCAGGAAGGACGCCCCCAGCCCACCUGAGCGCGCCGGCCUGGCCCGGCUCGGCCCGGGCCCCGGCCCUUGCUCCUGUGGGUACUUUUCCGCUUGGGGUGGGGGCGAGCCCUCUGACCUCAGGAAGCGCCGGCGGGGCCCGGACUGGGAGAGAAUUCCGGAGGCGCUUGGGUGCUCCCGCCUCCCUGCCAUCCUCCCUGGGCCGCCGCCGGCUCCCUAGCUCCGCGGCUGCCGGGGAAGGCCUGCGCUCUCGCCGGGGGAAUGGAGGAGCUGCGAGAGAGAGGGGAGGGGAUUAUUCACGUCCCCAGCUGCGAGGGGAGAGGACUCAGGUGCCGGAUCUGCCAACUGCGGAGGCCUGGCCGAGGCUCCUGCUGCCCCCAUGGGGCGGCUGCACCGAGGGGCGGCCUGCUUGGCAGACAGGUCUGAAGGCAGUCACUUGUCUGGUCGGUGCCGGGUUUCCCAUUAGUCCCCGGGCCCUUGUGCCUGAGGGUGCAGACCCUCAUCCACCAGAGUACUGUAAUUCUUUUUCAGACUCUCAACUCGGGAAGUGAGAGGGGAACCCAGGUGAUGUGGCCUAGUGAUGGCUGGGCAGCUGCUAGCCAGGUGUAGACACAGCAUAGGAAGGUGGCCAGGGAAUGUGUGUGUCUGCUUGGCCCCAUCUCAACCAGAGCAGCUCGUUUUACUAUUUUUAUAUUGAGCUUCCACUUAAGAUCUGAGGGUUUUGUGGCUUAAGAAAAAGUUUGAAAACCACUGGUUUAGCAGUUUUUACCACCAAGGAAACUGAGGCCCAGCAGAGAGAGGAAGUGACUUGCCUUAGAUCACCCAGCAAUUCAGUGGUUGAGUAGGCAAUGGAAGUCAGAAUUUUGGGGAGCCUCUCAGUGUUUCUAACAGGACCUGGGUUGGUGUCUCGGCUGGAAAGAGCCCAAUUAGGUUUCCCCAGCAGCUCUCAAGUGGCCUGCUCUGAGGCAGCAUCCGUGCUGGACCCUCAGUGUCUGGGAACCAGCAACCAGACCGCUGGGGGCAGAGGUAAUUUGGGAGCCAGCCUUGCCCCAGAGUGGCUCUCUGUUUCAGGAUGUUGGUGAGGCUGGAGAAAAGGACUUUGCCUGAGAACACAGCCAGGAAGGGCACACACAGCUCCCUACAGCCACAGCCUGAACUGAGUUGUGUCCCGAAUCCCAUAUGUGAGAGGGGAUCACGGGAGGCUGGAAAUACACGCUGGCCGCCCUUGUCCUUCCCCACCAGCCCUCCCCGUCUUGGCCCCAUGCCCCCGCCAGUCAGCCCCGGGCCACAGGGAGUGAGCAGGCAGCUGGGAACAGAGGCCCUGUGACCAGGCCAAGGAGACGGGGGUUCCAGGGUUCCGGCCACCUGCCCCCCCCAUGGAGCGGAGGCCCUGGUUGCUAUGGGUGGUAGUAGCAGCGGGAGCCUUGGUCCUGCUGACGGCCAACGCCCGUGGCCAGAAGGUCUUCACCAACACGUGGGCCGUGCAGAUCGCUGGAGGCCCGGCCGCCGCUGACAGCGUGGCACGCAAGCAUGGCUUCUUCAACCUGGGCCAGAUCUUCGGCGACUAUUACCACUUCUGGCAUCGAGCAGUGACAAAGCGGUCCCUGUCACCUCACCGCCCGCGGCACAGCCGGCUGCAGAGAGAGCCUCAAGUACAGUGGCUGGAACAGCAGGUGGCAAAGCGACGGACCAAACGGGAUGUGUACCAGGAGCCCACAGACCCCAAGUUUCCCCAGCAGUGGUACCUGUCUGAUGUCACUCGGCGGGACCUGAACGUGAAGGAGGCCUGGGCCCAGGGCUACACGGGGCAUGGCAUCGUGGUGUCCAUUCUGGACGACGGCAUAGAGAAGAACCACCCAGAUUUGGCAGGCAAUUAUGAUCCCGGGGCCAGCUUCGAUGUCAAUGACCAGGACCCUGAUCCCCAGCCUCGGUACACACAGAUGAACGACAACAGGCACGGCACACGGUGUGCUGGCGAGGUGGCCGCGGUGGCCAACAACGGCGUCUGUGGUGUGGGUGUGGCCUACAACGCCCGCAUUGGAGGGGUACGCAUGCUGGAUGGCGAGGUGACAGACGCAGUGGAGGCCCGCUCGCUGGGCCUGAACCCCAACCACAUCCACAUCUACAGCGCCAGCUGGGGCCCCGAGGACGACGGCAAGACGGUGGACGGGCCCGCCCGCCUCGCUGAGGAGGCCUUUUACCGGGGUGUUAGCCAGGGCCGUGAGGGGCUGGGCUCCAUCUUUGUCUGGGCAUCAGGGAACGGGGGCCGGGAGCAUGACAGCUGCAACUGUGAUGGCUACACCAACAGCAUCUACACGCUGUCCAUCAGCAGCGCCACACAGCUCGGCAACGUGCCCUGGUACAGCGAGGCCUGCUCGUCCACGCUGGCCACGACCUACAGCAGCGGCAACCAGAAUGAGAAGCAGAUCGUGACCACUGACUUACGGCAGAAGUGCACGGAGUCACACACAGGCACCUCGGCCUCUGCCCCCUUGGCAGCCGGCAUCAUCGCUCUCACCCUGGAGGCAAACUUCUCGUCCCCCCUCUUUUGCAGUAAGAACCUCACCUGGCGGGACAUGCAGCACCUGGUGGUACAGACCUCGAAGCCAGCCCACCUCAACGCUAAUGAUUGGACCACCAACGGUGUGGGCCGGAAAGUGAGCCACUCGUAUGGCUACGGGCUGUUGGAUGCAGGUGCCAUGGUGGCCCUGGCCCAGAACUGGACCGGGGUGGCUCCCCAGCGGAAGUGCAUCAUCGACAUCCUCACCGAGCCCAAGGACAUCGGGAAGCGGCUGGAGGUGCGCAAGACUGUGACCGCAUGCCUGGGGGAGCCCAGCCACAUCACUCGGCUGGAGCACGCUCAGGCGCGGCUCACCCUGUCCUACAACCGCCGAGGUGACCUGGCCAUCCACCUGGUCAGCCCCAUGGGCACCCGCUCCACCCUGCUGGCCGCCAGGCCCCAUGACUACUCCGCAGAUGGGUUUAACGAUUGGGCCUUCAUGACAACCCAUUCCUGGGAUGAGGACCCCUCUGGCGAGUGGGUCCUGGAGAUUGAAAACACCAGUGAAGCCAACAACUAUGGGACGCUGACUAAGUUCACCCUCGUGCUCUACGGCACGGCCCCUGAGGGGUUGCCCCUGCCUCCCGAGAGCAGCGGCUGCAAGACUCUCACGUCCAGCCAGGCCUGUGUGGUGUGUGAGGAAGGCUUCUCCCUGCACCAUAAGAGCUGCGUCCAGCACUGCCCGCCGGGCUUUGCACCCCAAAUCCUCAAUACACACUAUAGCACAGAGAAUGACGUGGAGACCAUCCGGGCCAGCGUCUGCGCCCCCUGCCACGCCUCGUGCGCCACAUGCCGGGGGCCGGCCCCCACGGACUGCCUCAGCUGCCCCAGCCACGCCUCCCUGGACCCUGUGGAGCAGACCUGCUCCCGCCAAAGCCAGAGCAGCCGCGAAUCCCGGCCACAGCCCCAGCCCCAGCCCCAGCCGCCGCAGGAGGUGGACACAGAGCCACAGCUGCGGACAGGGCUGCUGCCUUCGCACCUGCCGGAGGUGGUGGCCGGCCUCAGCUGCGCCUUCAUCGUGCUGGUCUUCAUCACUGUCUUCCUGGUCCUGCAGCUGCGCUCAGGCUUCAGCUUCCGGGGGGUGAAGGUGUACCGCAUGGACCGUGGCCUCAUCUCCUACAAGGGGCUGCCCCCCGAGGCCUGGCAGGAGGAGGGCCUCUCCGACUCGGAGGAGGACGUGGGCCGGGGCGAGAGGACCGCCUUUAUCAGAGACCAGAGCACCCUCUGACGAGCGCCCACUGCCUGCCCCCUCUAGCCCAUCCCCUCCUCGGGCACUUUUUAAUUCACCAAAGUAUUUUUUUAAUCUUGCGACUGGGCUUGGAUCCCAGCUGGGAGGCAAGAGGGGCAGAGACUGCUUCCUGCCUUCCCUUUGGCCCCACCUGGCUGCCUGAGGUGGGGCCUGUUCCAGCUGCGGGGGGGGGGGCAGGGGAGGGCACCCCCCACCCCCAGCACUGCCGCCGCCACGUGGAGAAAGGAGUGAAACCUUUAGGGCAGCUUUCCGAGGUCCGGGCCCCAGCCGGAGUUCCCUGUGGAGUGAAGAGGGGCAGCCCUUCCUUUUUGGGAUUCCUGACCCAGGCUGCAGCUCCUCCCCUUUUCUCGUCCCUCUAAAGCAAUAAUGGUCCCCAUCCGGGCAGUAGGGAGCAGGGAGGCUGGCCCAGGGGGGCAUCUGAAGGAGGAGGCCACCUCUCCAAGGGCUUUACAUUCCCAACUCUGUGUCCCACCCCCCUCCCCUGCAAGCCUCGGGCCAAAGCGGUGAUCAUAGGAAGGGACCAAGGCAAAGCAGGUGUCCCCAGGAUGGGUGGGUGUGCCCCUCUGCCUGCCCCUGCACCUCAUGCGUGUCUCCACCCCGGCUGGCUGCCAGGCUCAGCCAGGCUGGCAUGGCUGAGGCUGAAGGUCUGGCUGAGUCCCUGUUAGAGCCCUGACCCCCGCCCCCCCUGCCAGGGCCCAUGUCCCUGUGUUCUGAGCCCGGGGCUGCCUGGGCUGUUGGCACACACAGUCCCGGAGCCCCUGGGUGGGUGGUGGGGAGGGACGGAGGCCCAGAUGGCCCCUCCUGCCUCCUACCCGAUGCUGCUUUCCCCUGUGGGGAUCUCAGGGGCUGUUUGAGGAUAUAUUUUCACUCUGUGAUCAUUUCUCUUUAGAAGCUGAUUUUUUGUUGUUCUGUUUUUUAGUGGGGGUAGCAGCUAGAGCACCCACUGUCCACCCUGCUGUUCCCUUGGCUGCCCAGGCCCUGAGGUGUAGGGAGGCUGCAGCGUGUUGCUAAGUAGCUGGGUCCCAAGGCCCCAAGAGGCUGGUCGGGUGGGCCCUAGGAAAGGAGGGUCAUGGUGGGAGGGGCAGGCUGACAUCUGUGUUUGAAAUGGGGCUGACUAUGCCAAGGGCUCAUGGGUCACUGGUUCUCUGGGUGCCAGGGGUGGGUGGGCAGUGGCACCGAGCCCCCUCCAACACUGUGCCCUAGUGGAGAAAGCACUGACCUAUAAUGGCCCCCCAAGUUCCCCUCUUCUGACGUGCCUUCUGCACCCCUCCAUUAGGACAAUCAGUCCCCUCCCAUCUGGGAGUUCCUUUUUCUUUCUCUCUCCUAGCCCCUCCUGGCACCCAGCCACCUGCCCAGGGGUGCCCCUCUCUCCUAUCCACCCCCACCCCUCGUGGCCAGCCCGGCUGGUUUUGUAAGAUACUGGGUUGGUGCACCGUGGGGUUUUCUUUUUGUUUUUUUCAUGUAAUUUAAACAGGACAAGCAUUGUUGGUUCUAUUUAAUGGACACAAGAUAAUGUUAGAGGUUUUAAAGUGAUUAAAUGUGCAGACUAUGCAAACCAG